Pygocentrus nattereri (red-bellied piranha) is the source of this 2758-nucleotide messenger RNA. It is a transcript of the gene tmtc1, whose product is annotated as transmembrane O-mannosyltransferase targeting cadherins 1. Gene Ontology annotation, molecular function: protein binding; mannosyltransferase activity. The record is from RefSeq and is a predicted model, not a curated record. Lineage: Eukaryota; Metazoa; Chordata; Actinopteri; Characiformes; Serrasalmidae. The transcript has 20 exons. Gene Ontology annotation, biological process: RNA processing; protein O-linked glycosylation via mannose. Bases 143 to 2743 code for a protein of 866 amino acids.
AUAGCUCUCCGGCUCUCAGUUGUGUCUCGGCGAUCCUCCACCGCGCGUCACUGCAUCGCCCGGAAAACACACACACAGUUACAAUGUCCGCCGAUGCUCGUCCGCUCAUCUCCCGCCUCAGGCGCUGCGCACGGAGGGUGACAUGACCUCCAGCGGCAGGGGGCCGAGGGCGGCGCGGCCGCGCCUCUCCGCGCUGCCCAGGCCGGGCGCCAGGCUGCUGGGCUACGGCGCGCUGCUGGCGGCGUGCGCGCUCUGCUACCGCAACUCGCUGCGCGGGGAGUUCGUGCACGACGACGUGUGGGCCAUCGUGAACAACCCGGACGUGAGACCGGGCUCGAGCCUGCGGAGCAUCUUCACCGACGACUUCUGGGGGAAGAGAAUGGCCGACAACACGAGCCACAAGUCCUACCGUCCGCUCUGCAUCCUCACCUUCAAGUUGAAUAUUGUACUGGGUGGUAUGACUCCGUUUUAUUUUCACGUGGUGAACGUGUGUUUACACUGCGUUGUGACCGUCCUGCUCAUGCACACGUGUGAACGUUACGUGUUCAAGAACAGCCGCCUGGCGUUCCUCACCGCGCUCCUCUUCGCCGUCCACCCCAUCCACACCGAAGCGGUGUCCGGCAUCGUUGGGAGAGCAGAUGUGUUGGCCAGUAUGUUGUUUCUCCUGGCCUUUCUCUCCUAUAUUAGGAGUGUGUCAGGGUGCGACACGGCGGACUCGUUCCCCUCGACGGUGUCUCCAUGUUCUCUAGGGCUCUCCCUCUUCCUGGGCACCUGUGCCAUGCUGGUCAAAGAGACGGGCGUCACCGUUUUCGGAGUGUGCAUCCUCUACGACAGCCUGGUGCUCUGCUGCAAGCCCUUCCUCUCGCACCUGUCACGGUCCAAACUCAAGGAGCUGAUCCGAAUCGCUCGGCCUUUCAUCAAACGAGCCUGCGUGGUCUCUGUAUAUGUGCUGUUGAUCCUCUCUGCUCGCUUGUGGCUGAUGGGCGGCUCAAUGCCUCUCUUCUCAGAGCAGGACAAUCCUGCCUCCUUCUCACCCUUCCUCCUCACCAGGUUCCUCACUUACUGUUACCUUCUGGCCUUCAAUGCCUGGCUGCUACUGGCUCCCAUAGUGCUCUGCUAUGACUGGCAGGUGGGCAGCAUCCCUUUAGUGGAGUCUCUGUGGGAUGCGCGUAACAUCGCUGCCCUGGUGUUGGCACUGGGCAUGCUCGCUCUCUGCCUGCACUGUGUUACGUCACUACACAGGAUGGAGGGCAGGGAGUUGCUGGUGGGGAUACUGUUCCUGGUGUUUCCUUUCAUUCCGGCCACUAAUCUGUUCUUCCGUGUGGGGUUCGUGGUGGCUGAGAGGGUCCUCUACAUGCCCAGUAUGGGUUACUGUAUUCUGGUGGUCCAUGGAGUGAACAGGCUGUGUGCCUUGGUGGGCCGGUGGGGCGCGGCCGCCCUCACCGUCUCCAUGCUGCUGCUGCUCCUCCUCUUCUCCUGGAAGACUGUGCAGCAGAACGAGAUCUGGCUGUCCCGCGAGGCUCUGUUCAGGUCUGGCAUUCAAACGUUACCUCACAAUGCUAAAGUUCACUACAACUAUGCCAACUUCCUGAAGGACCGAGGACAAAACGAGCAGGCAAUUCACCACUACAAAACAGCCCUCAGACUUUAUCCGCGGCAUGCCAGUGCCAUGAAUAACCUGGGUACACUGACUCACAGCACAGAGGAGGCAGAACUCUACUACAGGAAAGCUCUCGACAUCAACCCCCAACACAACCGAGCGCUCUUCAACCUGGGCAACCUUCUCAAGUCCCAGGGGAAGGAGGAGGAGGCUGAGCGAAUGCUAAAGGAAUCAAUACGCUUUGGGCCGCAGUUUGCUGACGCCUACUCAAGUUUAGCCUCUCUCUAUGCUGACCAGAAGCGGUUAGCAGAAGCAAAUGAGAUUUACACAAAGGGCAUUGAAAACUGCCCAGACAGUUCAGACCUCCACAACAACUACGGCGUUUUUCUGGUGGACACGGGUGAUAGCGAUGGAGCUUCCGUUCAUUACCAGCAUGCCGUGCGUCUGAAGCCGUCUCACUAUGUUGCCAUGGUGAAUCUUGCCCGUCUGCUGCGCUCCUCGAACGGCAAUACGGAGGCUGAGCUGUGGUAUAAACGGGCACUGCAGGUGGUGCGUAAGGUGGAUAUCCUGACUCCACUGGGAGCACUGUAUUAUAACACCGGCCGGUAUGAAGAGGCUCUGCAGCUGUACCGAGAGGCCGCCUCGCUGCAGCCAGAGAACGCGGACAUCUGGCUGGCUCUGGCUCAGGUUUUGGCUAUGGCAGGCCGCUCUAAAGAAGCAGAGAAAAUGACUCUGGGAAUCAUUUCCAAAAGCAGCGGCUGCAUAGAGUGUUAUCGCCUGCUGUCUGCCAUCUACAGCAAACAAGGAAACCACACCAAGGCGUUGGAGGCUUUGGAUAAAGCUCUGCACCAGGAGCCAGCAGACCCUGCAGUGAAGGCGGAGCUUUUCUUCUCCAUAGGCAACCAGCUCCGAGAGAUGAAUGAGCUGGACCGAGCCUUUGAGAACUACAAGCUUGCUGUUGCCCUCAAGCCUGACCAAUCACAAGCUUGGAUGAACAUGGGGGGAAUCCGGCAUAUAAAGGGAGACUAUGCAGCAGCCAGAAUGUACUACCAAAGAGCUCUCCUCCUUUCUCCUGGCUCCAAACUACUGAAGGAGAACCUGGCCAAGUUGGACAGGCUGGAGAAGAAACUGCAGGGGACUUAAGGGGCCAGGCUGGCU